Cyclocybe aegerita is the source of this 1389-nucleotide messenger RNA. The record is from the annotation of a GenBank genome assembly. NCBI's taxonomy places the organism in Eukaryota, Fungi, Basidiomycota, Agaricomycetes, Agaricales, Hemipholiotaceae.
AUGACCCUCGCAUCCUUCGAGCUCCAAGACGUUGCAUCAAAGAGAAGAUCAACGGAGCCGUCAGUGCAUUCUGUCGCCCGUAGCGCCCGUUCUCCCUCGAAAUCCAGAGUCGAUGUGGCUCAAAUCACUGGGCUCGCGAAUGACGAAGCAGCUUCCCGUAAUGCGACCACGACGUCCACUGCUACAUCACGAACCCGGAAACAGAAGAUAGUGGCGCAUGUCCAGUUUUUUACCUUAUGUUGGACGCUGUUCCUCCUAGGAUGGAACGAUGGAACGAUUGGACCCUUAUUGCCUCGGAUACGCGAGGUUUACGGCGUUGGAACCGCUCUGGUGUCUUUGACUUUUGUCUUCGCCUGCGUCGGAUUCGUGUCUGGCGCGUUGCUUAACAUGUAUUUAACAGGAAAGAUGAGUUUUGGGAAGAUCUUGGUAUUCGGCAGUCUUUUCCAAGUCGCCGCAUACGCCAUACAAUGCUCCGCACCUCCCUUUCCAGUGUUCUUUUUCGCGUACGCGCUUAACGGGAUCGGACUUGCCCUUCAGGACGCACAAGCCAACAGCUUCGUGGCGACCUUGAAGCACAGUGAAACCAGAAUGGGUAUCCUGCACUCUGUUUAUGGCAUCGGCGCUUUUGCUGCUCCUCUCGUUGCCACCCAAUUCGCCCAACUUCCUCGAUGGUCUUUCCAUUUCCUAACAUCCCUGGGACUCGCGAUCUCGAACACGGCUACCCUGGCGCUCGUUUUCAAGUUAAAGGAUCAGGAUGAUUGUCUGCGGGACGCAGGAGAAAUAAUUCCCGAAAACAGUUCAGAGGGCGAGAAAGGAGCAUUCAAACAAAUUAUGACGACCAAAGCGGUUCAUCUGGUCGCCUUUUUCAUCUUGGUGUACGUCGGUGUCGAGGUCACGAUUGGUGGUUGGAUUGUCACUUUCAUCAUUGAGGUCCGUGAAGGUGGCCCAUCGUCUGGCUAUAUCGCGUCUGGCUUCUUUGGAGGUCUUGCCCUUGGUCGUGUCAUCUUACUCUGGGUCAACAAGAAGAUUGGCGAACGGCGAGUUCUGUUCCUGUAUGGAAUUUUGUCCAUCGCCUUGGAAAUCACCGUCUGGUUCGUACCAUCCCUCAUUCAGAACGCAGUGGCCGUUUCCAUCGUCGGAGUCCUGCUCGGCCCCAUGUGCCCGAUCGCCAUCAACCAGACUUCUCGUAUCCUGCCUCGUCGGAUUCUGACAGGUGCCAUUGGGUGGAUAGCCGGGUUCGGUCAAGCAGGAAGCGCCCUUCUGCCGUUCAUAACUGGAGCCAUCGCCUCCAGUCGCGGGCUUAAGAGUCUGCAGCCUUUAUUGGUCUCGAUGAUGGGCUUCUUGAUGGUCCUAUGGGCAUUGGUCCCCAACGACCGCCGUUUAGACUGA